Nerophis lumbriciformis (worm pipefish) is the source of this 5765-nucleotide messenger RNA. Its product is annotated as collagen alpha-1(XIV) chain-like. The record is from RefSeq and is a predicted model, not a curated record. Gene Ontology annotation, molecular function: protein binding. Lineage: Eukaryota; Metazoa; Chordata; Actinopteri; Syngnathiformes; Syngnathidae. Gene Ontology annotation, cellular component: interstitial matrix.
GGACGCACCAGGAGCAGACGCCUCUAGAGCGGCGUGGACCUCCGACGCGCGCGUACAGCUUGUGCACGUCUCCCCACUGGCACGUGCCACCUCACCUGCGCACGCGCCUUCCGCCCGCCGCGCCAGAAUGACGUCACACGCACGACAUGCCGCCGCCCCGGUGGUCAGGUGGUUACUGGCGAGCUUCCUGGUGGUCUGGCUGCACCCCCACCCCGCAGGGGGCCAAGUGUCGCCUCCCAGAAGGUUCCGGAGCAAGGUGGUGAGUCCAGGUGAGCUGCUGGUGUCCUGGAAGGAACCCCGAGGUGCGUUCGAUGGCUACACGGUGGUCUACAGCACUCAGCCAGGUGGCCGGGAGACGCAGGUGGACGUGCCCAAAGAGGACGGCCAGCUGCUCCUCGCAGACUUUGACCCCGCCGCCGACUACGCCUUCCAGAUCUUUGCCCUGAGGGGGGCGCUGAGGAGCAAACCUCUGCUCGCCAAGCACCAAGGACCACAGACGCUGCAGGCCCAGAGUGGACAUGAUGGCAGCGCCAACGCCAUCGACCACAUCUCUGAGGCCCAGCAAGGCUUCACGUGCAGGACGGCGAGCAGCGCAGACUUGGUGAUCCUGGUGGACGGCUCGUGGAGCAUCGGCCGCUCCAACUUCAGGCUGGUGAGGAGCUUCCUGGAGAAGCUGGUGGAGGCCUUCUCUGUGGACUGGGACAAGACUCGCGUGGGUCUGGCGCAGUUCAGCGGGGAGCCGAGGAUCGAGUGGCACCUCAACGCUCACAUGACCAAAGCGGCCGUGCUGGAGGCCGUCAGGAACCUGCCCUACAAAGGCGGCAACACCUUGACAGGUCUGGCGCUGACCUUCGUGCUGGAGAACAGCUUCAAGGCGGAGUCGGGAUCCAGACCCGACGUUCCCAAGGUCGCCAUCCUGAUCACAGACGGGAAGUCGCAGGACGACGUGGUGGCGCCCGCCCAGAGCCUGCGCGACGCCGGCGUGGAAGUCUUCGCCAUCGGUGUGAAGAGCGCCGACGAGGACGAGCUGAAGGCCAUCGCCUCGCCGCCGGAGGACUCUCACGUGUACAACGUGGCCGACUUUAACGUGAUGAGCGACAUCGCCGACGUCCUCACCAGGAGCGUCUGUCAGAGGGUGGAGCUCCUCCAUCAGCGGUUGAAAGACCCGGGCGGCCCGCCUGCUGCUGUGGCUCCGCCCCGGGACCUGACCACCUCCGACAUCACGGCUCGAAGUGUCCGCGUGUCGUGGACGCCGGCAUCGGGCCAGGUGGAGCGCUACCGCGUGGUCUACUAUCCCGCUCAGGGCGGGCGGCCAGAAGAAAAGGUGGUCCCCGGGACGGAGAGCAGCGUGUCGUUGGACCACCUCAACUCUCUGACCGAGUACCAGCUGGCCGUGUUCGCCGUGUACCGCAGCGCCGCCAGCGAGGCGCUGCGGGGCAGUGCCACCACCUUGGCUCUGCCCACCGUGGACCAGCUGGACCUCUCUGACCCCUCCCACAAUACCAUGACGGUGCGCUGGAGGACCGCCCCCGGCGCUUCCGGCUACAUGAUCCUCUACGCUCCACUCAGCGCCGACGAGCUCGCCGACGAGAAGGAGGUGAAGGUGGCGUCCUCGGUGAAGGAGGCGGAGCUAGAGAGCUUAACACCGGCCACAGAGUACACGGUGACGGUGUACGCCAUGUACGGCGAGGAGGCCAGCGACCCUGUGACCAGCCAGCUAAGCACACUGCCGCUAACCCCCGCGAGGAACCUGCACGUGUCGGAUGUGGACCACAGCUCCGCCCGCCUCAGCUGGGACUCCGCCUCCAGGAAGGUGUCGGGCUACCGCAUCAGCUACACCACGAGCGACGGCGUGGAGAGCGGCGAGGUGGACGUGGGCCGUGCCACCGCCUGGUUGCUAAGCAACCUCACCUCGCUGACCGAGUAUACGGUGGACGUGGUCGCCGAGUACGAGGAGGGCCAAGCGCGGCCGACGACCGCCGUCUUCGCCACUGACCACGUCCCGGGACCGCUGUCGGCCAGGAGCCACGACGCCACCACUAGCGGCUUCCACGUGUCAUGGCGGGCGCCCGCCGCCGACGUGCUGCAGUACCGACUCCAGUGGACGCCUGAUGAUGACAGCUAUGAUGGCGGCUAUGAUGACAGUGGCGAGGUGCUGCUAGAUGCCAACACAAACACCUACCUGCUGACUGGACUCCGCCCCUCAGCCCGCUACCAGGUGUACCUGAGCGCCAUCUACAGGAAGGAGGCAGAGAGCGAGCAGGUGCUCCUGCUGGAAUCUUGCGUGGAGACAACCAGCACCAGCGCAGCUCCUCGCCACGGCGUGAGCAGCGUCACCGUAGACCAGGAGACCACGUCCAGCCUGCGGGUGUCCUGGCUCCUCCCACAGCAGGUCCACGCCCACCACCUCCGCCAUUAUCGCCUGGACUACGUCGGCGCCGGAGGCCAGGAGACGAGGACGGUGGAGAGCCCACACAACAGUCUGGUUCUGCAGCCGCUGGCGUCGGGCUCUGAGUACCAGGUGUCGGUGACGCCCGUGUAUUGGGACGGCGACGGGCCUACGGUGGCGGGGGUUGGACGAACGCUUCCACUGUCCCCGCCCAGGAACCUGCGGGUGUCGGAGGAAUGGUACAACCGCUUCCGGAUCAGCUGGGACACGCCGGCCUCUCCCGGCACCGGGUUCCGGGUGACGUACCGCCCGCUGUCGGGCCCCGGACCCGCCCUGGAGACCUCGGUGGGCGAGGACGCGCGCACCAUGAUGAUCGUCAACCUGCUGAGUGGGACCGACUACGGUGUGGACGUCGUGGCGUCCUACAGUGGCGGCUCCAGCGAGGCGCUGUCGGCACGCGCCAGGACACUGCGUCUGCUGGUGAGCGGCCUGACCUUGUACCAGGGGGGCAGCAGCAGCAUGUGUGCCCAGUGGCAGCCGCACCGACACGCCCACGCCUACAGAGUCCUCAUCCGCUCUCUAGUCGGCUCUCACGUGGAGGAGGCCAAGGUGAGCGGAGGGACCAGUCGCCAUUGCUUCCAGCAGCUGAGGCCCGACACGCCGCACAAGGUCAGCGUGUACGCUCUGCUGCAGGACGGGACAGAAGGGCCGCCCGUGUCCGCCACGGACAACACCCAACCCGCCACCACUGUGGCACCAACCACAACGCCAAGCACCACCCCACUACCCACAAUCCCCCCUGCCAAAGAAGUCUGCAGGGCGGCCAAGGCUGACCUGGCGUUCUUGGUCGACGGUUCCUGGAGCAUCGGUGACGACAACUUCCUGAAGAUCACCAAAUUCUUGUACAGUACUGCCGGAGCGUUGGACCAGAUCGGACCCGACGGCACUCAGGUGGCCAUCGCUCAGUUCAGCGAUGACGCUCGCACGGAGUUUGCGCUGAACGCACACCAGGACAAGGAGCGCCUCCUGGACGCCAUCAACAAGAUCUCCUACAAGGGAGGCAACACCAAGACAGGUCGCGCCAUCCAGCACGUGAAGGACAGCAUCUUCUCGCCAGAGGGUGGAGUCAGGAGGGGAGUCCCCAAGGUUCUGGUGGUUCUUACAGACGGCCGAUCUCAGGAUGAUGUCAUCAAGGUCUCCAAGGAGAUGCAGAAGGAAGGCUUUAUCGUUUUCGCCAUCGGCUUCGCCGACGCCGACUACGGCGAGCUGGUGAGUAUUGCUAGUCAACCCAGCGACAGACACGUCUUCUUCGUGGACGACUUGGACGCCUUCGAGAAGAUCGAAGAGAAGCUGGUGACCUUCGUGUGUGAAGCCGCCACCGCCACGUGUCCCUCGGUGGCCAUGAGUGGAGGCACGGUGCCCGGUUUCCGCAUGAUGGAAAUGUUCGGGCUUCUGGAGAAGAGCUACAGCAGCCUCGCCGGUGUUUCCAUGGUUCCAGGAACCUUCAACACAUUCCCGUGUUUCCGCCUGCACAGUGACGCUCUCCUGGCUCAGCCAACCAGGUUCCUUCACCCGGAGGGUCUGCCGUCAGACUACACCAUCACGCUACUGUUCCGCCUGCUACCCGACACCCCCCAGGAACCUUUUGCUGUCUGGGAGGUCCUGGACCAGAAGCAGGAGCCGCUGGUGGGCGUGGUCUUGGACAAUGGAGGAAAGACCUUGACCUUCUUUAACUACGACUACAGAGGUGACUUCCAGACCGUCACCUUCGAGGGUCCGCACAUCAACAAACUGUUCCAUGGAAGCUUCCACAAGCUUCAUGUGGUGAUCAGCAAGUCCAGCGCCAGUGUGCUGGUGGACUGUCACAUGGUGUCCACCAAGACCAUCAACGCAGCAGGGAACAUCAGCACAGCCGGGAUGGAAGUUCUGGGCAAGCUGCUUCGCUCCCGCGGGAGCAAGGACAACUCGGCACCGUUUGAGCUCCAGAUGUUCGACAUCGCGUGCAGUGCCUCCUGGGCCGCCAGAGACCAGUGCUGCGAACUUCCUGGUCUGCGCAAUGAGGCCCAGUGUCCCGCCAUGCCCAAAGCCUGCACCUGCACGCAGGACAGCAAAGGUCCUGCUGGACCCGCUGGACCACCUGGCGGUCCUGGGAUACGAGGAGCUCGAGGUGAACGUGGAGAGCCGGGUCCUGUGGGCCUGGCAGGACCAGUUGGUGAGCCUGGAGUGUCGGGUCCUCAGGGGCCCCCAGGACCACUGGGGCCCAGUGGACGCUCCAUCAGGGGCCCCCCAGGUGGUCCGGGGGAGCGAGGUCAGAAAGGGGAGGCGGGGCAACAAGGUCUACAGGGCGUGACGGGGCGAGGGGGCGUUCCAGGCAGGGAAGGACUUCCUGGCCCCCGGGGUGAGCCAGGUAAAGACGGCCCCCACGGCCGCCCGGGCCCCCCCGGUGUUAUUGGCAGUCCAGGAGCCCCAGGUGCCCCCGGUAACACGGGUGCUGCUGGGAAACAUGGAGAACUGGGACCGCCGGGCCCGCCUGGAUCCAAGGGCGACAAAGGUGAACGGGGAGACCAGCAGUCCACCAGCGCGGUGCAGGACAUCGCCCGGCAGGUGUGUGAGCAGCUGAUCCAGAGUCACAUGGCUCAGUACAACGCCAUCUUGAACCACGCGCCCAGCCCGUCGGUGACCAUCCGCACGGUACCGGGACCCCCCGGAGAACCCGGCAGACACGGACAGGCCGGCCCCCAAGGAGAGCAAGGCCCACCCGGGAGGCCCGGUUUUCCCGGACAAAACGGGCAGAACGGUCAACCCGGGGAACGAGGUCCCCUGGGUGAGAGGGGGGAGAAGGGCUCAGCUGGUGUGGGAGUCCAAGGCCCCAGAGGACCCCCAGGACCUCCUGGUGUGCCAGGACAAGGCCGGCCUGGCAGUCAGGGACAUUCAGGGCGACCUGGGACACCCGGAGCACCCGGCCGUCCAGGUGUUCCGGGCUCGGUGGGUCCUGCAGGACCUCCUGGGUACUGCGACCAGAACGCCUGCCUAGGUUACAACGUGGGAGUCCAGCUUCCGUCCAACAUCUUCCAGAACUACGGUGAGGCCGAGGACGAGGACCCGUACCGCUACUACCAGCCCGACUACCCGCCGCCUCGGCCCGUGGACGACGGCGAGCUGGACGCCGACCACUCAGAGCUGAUCCCUGAGGAGGAGGCGGGGCCGGCGUGACCACGCAGGAACAGGAAGUGAUGGAGUCGUAGUCUUUGUUGUUUUCUUGUUGGGUCCAGCAGAACUUUCUGAAGGUCACCAUUGGGACUGUCUGGCCGGUUGCCCUGGUAACCAAGGCAGCCGCCCCAGCCCCCGCCGUCACCACGCUCACCGGCAGUUGGCG